AUGGCAAACGCUGAGGAAAUUUCAUCGCUAUUGGUAGUCAUUUUAAACAUUUUCUCUUCUUAUACUGCAGUCACGCUGAACGUUAUAACCAUACAUGUGUUGAGAAAAAUUUCUUCGUUGCCGAAGCCUGUAAGAAUAUUACUAUUGAGUCUUGCUGUUUCUGAUCUUGCUGUUGGAUUAAUUGUGCAACCUAUAUCCAUAGCAAGGCUAAUAACUCAAAACACUGAUACUUUCCAGUUUAAGAAGACAUCUGAGGUGUUUGGGAUUUGUUUUACUGCAGCCUCAUUUUUAAAUAUAACAGCUUUAGGCGCCGACAGAUUCUUGGCCAUUCACCUUCAUCUUAGAUACCAGGAACUUGUAACUCGCAGGCGUAUUGUCACUGCAGUCAUCACGAUCUGGGUGUUCAGUGCAACUGUUUCUCUAUUUGAUCUCUGGGACAGAAUGAUAACGGCUGCUCAAGCUACUCUCCUUGCGAUUGUUAUAGUCUGUUUUAUUUCUGCAACAUUCUUUUAUUGCAAGAUCUACUUAACAGUGCGUCAUCUCACAAACCAAAUUCAUACACUGCAGGUGCAACAAGAAUCACAAAACGGUGAGAGCACUUCGCAGAACACAGCAAGGCAGAGAAAAUCUGCGAUCGCUACAUUUCAUGUAUAUAUCGUCUUUUUUUUAUGUAAUCUCCCAUAUUAUUCUAUUAAUAUUGCAAACAGGUUAUCUGGUCGUGAAACAAGUGAUUCAGAGGAAAUUCUAAUCGACUAUACUCAGACCCUAGUCCAUCUGAAUUCUUCACUGAAUCCGCUCAUCUACGCGUGGAAGAUGAGACCGAUUCGACACGCUAUUAUGGAAAUACUGCGAAACAUAUUGUCAAAACACUGCUGUUGAUAGUGGAGGAUGUUAGAGUUCUGCGUAUUCGAGGUUAUUCCGAAACUAAACCCCCGGGCUUAUAUUUUUCAAAGGCCCUUUUUGAGGGGCGUAUUUUUGGAGCGGCUUAUUUGCUUGGGGAAAUUUGCGUUUCAAAAUCGAUUGGGCUAGCCUUGUAGUUGGAAGAAAAUUUACCCUUUUUACUUUAGUUUACUUUGUAUUUGAAGGAGCGAUUUAACGGAGGGUUUUUUGCGUUACGAGUUUGGGGACCUUCUAUUUGAAGGGGCUUUAUAGAGGGGCUUAUUUUCAGAAUUUUAACGGUAUUAUAUUUCAGAUCAGUUCUUUUAGCAGACUCCUCAACGUUGCGUGUAAUAUGUAAUAAACGAGCAUCAAGUCUAGUAGAGGAGGAGCAGCUAAUGGUCUAAUUUUAUCCCUGCAAAAGCUACAUUUUAGAUAAUAUAUUCUCUUUAUUCUAAGCCAAGCUGGUGCAUUAUAUUGACAAUAGGUGAAAAUAAAAGAAAGUUAAUUAACAUUUAGUCGAGGCCAUGUUGGUUGAUUAUAGAAACUUACUAUACAUAAACUCAGAUGCUUUGCAUAUCGGUUGUGGUUCAUUUUAUCCUUAGUUUAAUUUGUUUUACUUUGCUUCAAAGUAAUUGACUGACAUAUUUUACCAUACCCAAAAACAAAGAAAAAUAAAAUUUAGACUACGGAUAACACUAAAACACAACAGAUAUACCGAUUAUUUCAUAAAAUAUUAAUGAAUGCACCUUUGAAAGUUGUAUAAUGAUUUCCAUUCACUUGACAGAACUGUCAUUCAUAGAAGGAUAAAAUAAAAUUUUAGAAAAGUAGAAAAGUAAGUAUUGACUUUCUUACAAAUUUUUGUGAUGGGCUUCUAAUACCCGGAAGGAUCCGUUUGUUAGAAACCAAUAGUUUUAGGCCAUUGUUGCUCAGCUUUCCUAACAAAAAGUUCCUGACGGAGGAUGCUGUGGUCAAAAUGCUGAAUGCAGACAUUUAUGUCACUGAGGAAUAUCAAGCUUUUUAUUAAAUUUUGAUAGCUCUUCAUUCAAUUUUUUUUCUUUCUAAAGUAAAGCUAACUAAGAGAGGGCUUAUCAAUAUUUUGUUUCACUCAGAAGAUUGAUGAAAGCCAUCAAAGCAUUAAUAAAAGCAAAAUCCAUCAAUUAUAUAAAAUAAUGCAAAAUUAGUAGAUAUCAUUCCCUCUGUCAUCUAUUUGUGGUACAAACUAAGAGCAAGUUUACACGGUUAUUUAGAACAGCUACAAUAAACCCUUUGUGAUGGCAGCUCUAGGCCUGAUUAUGCACUUAAUGAUAAUAAUAGUAAUAAUAAUAAUAAAAGCUUUAUUUAUACUGGGGAUAUCUAUCAGCAUUACACAACGCUGGUCUGCGGCAUGCGAUCUGAGUCAUCGGACGCGCUGAAUCUGAAUCUACUUUCCCGACCAUUGCGACGCUGCUGCCGAACAAGAAAAUGCUUGACGAAAACGUUUUAUUUUCCGGCAUAGCCUGAGACCAGUACCCUUGGUGGCGAAAAUAGAGAAAGAGGCUAGUUUAAGGCCCACUUCCUCUCUACCCGUCUCCCCCGAAGUUUAGCCCUCUUUUCCUCCCGGCAAACGGAGAGCCUCAGCUCACAGGCCAGUCGGUUUUCGUACGCUUUUUUUUCUCAAACAUGUGAUACUUUUUUAUAUUUCUUUAACGAACAUCACCUCAUCAGCUAUAGUCGGGGACCGGAUAAUCCUUGGCAUCUCAGGCCCUGAUCUUUGCCAUUUUCGUACCAAAACCAAAUAAAACAAAAUAAGUAAGCUGUGCCUCUCUGACUGAGUUAUUUUUGAUCGUCUGGGAUAUGUCCCACGCAUAAGGGCUCGCGGACCAUUAAUGGCAACCAGGUUUUAAUUGGCAAUUAAAAUGCAUGCGGGACUUUUCUGAUAUAUUAUUCUGUUGACUCAGCUGCCUUUUAGGUUAAAACGGUUGACUUGAUCAUUAACGAAGCAUACACUUAGGUCUUGCAUUAAAAAUAUGCUUCAUUGCUUUUGGAAGAUAGUACUAAAUAACUUUAUUGUUUUCCCGUCACUUUUUUCUUUUUUAUUCGGAAAUAGACAACUUUCAACACAAGGGAAACAUGCUAAUAUUGUAUUGCGUUCUUUAAAUCGUAUAUGCGAGAUAGUUAAUGUGGUGCUCAUACAUUAGCAUACACAAUGUCUUCUUGAACUGAAAGCUAGAUCGGAGUUCAUAUGCACUUUCUUCCAAGAACGAAAUAAACCUCUGACAACUUUUCAUUUCCGUCCUAAUAAUUUUUUUUCUGAUAGUAAUUUUAACCGCCGUGGAAUUUCCAGCCGAAAAUAACUUGUUUCACACUGUCUUAAUAACAAGUUCUAUGAGCAAAUUAAACGAGACCAAUACACCUCCCUCUAAGAGAUGUAAGUAAAUAAUUUCAACUCAUCCUUCUAAAUGGACGUGUUCGGUGCCUCAAGGCUUUCCAAUUAAUUCUUAUAUUCAAAUUAGUUUGCACUUUAAAGAAAGUUUGUGACACACCUGCUGUCAAAAAUGACAGGCCGAGAGAAAUAAAAGUUAACAGUCUGUGUUGAUAAGGUUGGCGUUUCUUUGGUUGCAAGCGAGUGAACGGCCGGUACGUGUUCAGUUAAGGAAGGAAGCAUAACGUAGGCGAAGUUUGAUCGAGGAAUGUUUAAAUCCAUGAUUUCGUCCGCUAGCAUUAACUAUCAACAGUACCAAAGGAACUGACAUAUUUCUACCAAUUAGGCAAUGGCAAACGCUGAGGAAAUUUCACCGCUAUUGGUAGUCAUUUUAAACAUUUUCUCUUCCUAUACUGCAGUCACGCUGAACGUUAUAACCAUACAUGUGUUGAGAAAAAUUUCUUCGUUGCCGAAGCCUGUAAGAAUAUUACUAAUGAGUCUUGCUGUUUCUGAUCUUGCUGUUGGAUUAAUUGUGCAACCUCUAGCCAUAGCAACGCUAAUAUCUCAAAACACUGAUACUUUCCAGUUUGACAAGACAUCUGAGGUGUUUGGGAUUUGUUUUACUGCAGCCUCAUUUUUAAAUAUAACAGCUUUAGGCGCCGACAGAUUCUUGGCCAUUCACCUUCAUCUUAGAUACCAGGAACUUGUAACUCACAGGCGUAUUGUCACUGCAGUCAUCACGAUCUGGGUGUUCAGUGCAACUGUUUCUGUAUUUGAUCUCUGGGACAGAAUGAUAACGGCUGCUCCAGCUACUCUCCUUGCGAUUGUUAUUGUCUGUUUUAUUUCUGCAACAUUCUUUUAUUCCAAGAUCUACUUAACAGUGCGUCAUCUCACAAACCAAAUUCAUACACUGCACGUGCAACAAGCAUCACAAAACGUUGAGAGCACUUCGCAGAACACAGCAAGGCAGAGAAAAUCUGCGAUCGCUACAUUUUAUGUAUAUAUCGUCUUUUUGUUAUGUAAUCUCCCACAUUAUUCUAUUAAUAUUGCAAACAGGGUAUCUCGUCGUGAAACAAGUGAUUCAGAGGAAACUCUAAUCAUCUAUACUCAGACCCUAGUCCAUCUGAAUUCUUCACUUAAUCCGCUCAUCUACGCGUGGAAGAUGAGACCUAUUCGACACGCUAUUAUGGAAAUACUGCGAAACAUAUUUUCAAAACAUUGCUGUUGA
Molecule: messenger RNA, 4508 nt
Organism: Porites evermanni
Lineage: Eukaryota; Metazoa; Cnidaria; Anthozoa; Scleractinia; Poritidae
Source: the annotation of a GenBank genome assembly